AUGCUGAGCGUCGUCGUCUCUCUUACUUCUUCUUCGAUGAGCAUGUCGAGCGGGAAGUUGCAGGACGAGUCUCAGUGGUCGUCAGAGGAGCUGAAGCUGUCGCAGUUGCUGGACACUCAGGCGGUGAGGGAGCUCCACGUGGCGAUCCAGAGCCAAUGGGAUCCCAUCCGGCUGUCGGCGUGCCAGACGGCGGCGGGGAGGGCGCUGUGGAGGCACGUGAUCCACGACCCGCUGGCUGACCUGCUGGCGGGAGAGACGUACCUGAGAAGUCUGCACCAGAAGAUCAAGAAAGACCUGCUCAACAAUGCGAGGGAGACUUCCGGGGUGAUCCUCGCCGUUCGGACUUUGUGGUUCGAUUCCAAGAUCGACGCCGCCUUGAGUUCGUUCGCCGGUGAAGCUCAGGUAGUUCUCCUUGGUGCAGGCAUGGAUACAAGGGCGUACCGGCUAACCAGCUUAAAGCAAACUGAUGUCUUUGAGGUCGACUUCCCCGACGUCCUGGAAGUGAAAGCCACCCUUCUGGAGGCAGCAACGGAAUCGAUGAACGAACACAAUCCCCCCAAGAUGACAGCAAAAUCCCUCGAAAGGGUAGCUGCAGACAUCAGAAAUGCUGAUUGGGUUGAGAAGCUUAAAAGAUCAGGUUUCGAACCAGAGAAGAAGACGGUAUGGGUUCUAGAAGGCAUCCUAUAUUACCUGUCCCAUUCACAAGCCUUGCAAGUACUGAAGACCAUAGCGGACAAGUGCUCCCUUGCCCACACUGUCCUCCUCGGUGACUUCAUGAACAAACCAUCGACCACCAUGUCUAGCUCUCUCUUUCACUUCUAUAGUGAUUGGCCCGAUGAUCUCCUCCCGUCUUUAGGAUUCUCCGACGUAAAGUUGUCGCAGAUCGGGGAUCCAGACGCUCAUUUCGGGCUCAUGGAUGAUCAGUUAAAUCUGUUCAACAAACUCCGCGGCUUGCCAAGGUCAGCUCAGAUCCACCCAGAUGAUGGAACGCCUUGUUGUCGCUUGUAUUUAGUGCAGGCUUCAGGCCUGCCCAAUGAAACCAACAUAUAG
Messenger RNA from Linum trigynum, 1050 nucleotides. The record is from the annotation of a GenBank genome assembly. NCBI's taxonomy places the organism in Eukaryota, Viridiplantae, Streptophyta, Magnoliopsida, Malpighiales, Linaceae.